This is a messenger RNA of Drosophila serrata, 5368 nucleotides long. RefSeq names its product B-cell receptor CD22. Gene Ontology annotation, cellular component: plasma membrane; adherens junction; axon. The record is from RefSeq and is a predicted model, not a curated record. Gene Ontology annotation, biological process: axon guidance; dendrite self-avoidance; homophilic cell-cell adhesion. Gene Ontology annotation, molecular function: cell-cell adhesion mediator activity. NCBI's taxonomy places the organism in Eukaryota, Metazoa, Arthropoda, Insecta, Diptera, Drosophilidae.
UUCCGUAUCCCAUCCGGUUUUCAGCCGCAGCGGUGCCUGCAAGUAGCUUCUAAUGCCGAGUGGGCCCGAAAAACGUGCAUUUGUGUCCUCGAGAGCAAGUGAAAAGCUGGAAUAUAACAGCCUGGGUUGAAAGUAGGAAAUUUGUGGAAGUCCUGACACGCGGAAUUUAAAGUUCUCUAAAACGCUUUGCGUUUGAUUUGAUUUAGCGAAAGCCAAAAGGGAGGCACCAGGGACACCAAGAUACACUGAGGAGGCUUCGGCUGUUAUGGAAUUUUUUGUUUUUAAAGCGCUGCAAACUUUAGACAUCAGGGCGACCUACCAUUGCUUCUUUAGUCGCAAAGUUUUGGCACGUGCCUGAACUUUGCCAGUCCUGCGGCCUGCCAUCCAGGUGCGGUAAUAACAGUUUUGAUUAAUAGUAAUGGGUUUAUAAUCGUGGAAGACUCAAACUCAAUCGAAAAAUCCAGAGUAUUUGCCCACUGCAAUCAUCGCGAUCCGACCGGAAACAUUAACAAGACCCCGCUGCUGUAGCCCCUGGAGCAAAUGCAGAAUGUUGCGAUAUACAUAAUUAAGAUAUGAUAAAUUAACUUACGCCACAUACUUGAGCCCCAAAGAGGUGGAGUGCCAUCGAACUCAGCUCAAGUGAUAACGCUCAUCUUUGUUGUUGAGGAUUUAAAAUACAACACAAAUUACACUUUCUUUAUAAGUGUUACAGAUUUAUUUAAUAUCAAUAGAGGCAUAAUAAGCAAUCAAUAUCUCAACUUAACUGUUUUUCUGUUCUUAUUGUAUUGCAUUCGUCAAACUAGCUAUACAGUUUUAGAUCAUGGUUCCGAGAAUCUUAGAAAAUCGGAUCUUUAGUCCAAAGCGGAAGGCGUCAAAAACUGAUUCGUCGCUAAUUAAUUUUGGACUUACGGUGCUAUUUUUGUUGGCGCUUAUUCAUCAAACUAGUGCUCAAAUCGAUCAAAUUAUUAGUGAACAGGAAAGCAAGCCCGUUGUCUUACAAUGUCCUGUUAAUGAAGACAAAUGCGGAAAACUACAUUCACUUAAUUGGUUUAAGGGCGAUGAUCGCAUUGCUGCAAUGCUUCUGGGUGAAAAUAAUGCUACAAGUGUUAACAAAGAUUUUGAAGAAAGGGUGACUGUCGAGCAAAGUCCAUAUCGACUAGUUAUUAAGGACUUAAAAAUAAGUGAUGAAGAUAUUUAUCUAUGUGAUACAACAUUCUUCAUACCAGAAGAAACAUGUGAUAACUUCAAUGGAUAUCGAAUUGAAUUAAGAGUUUUAGUGCCACCCACUGAGGUUGUUAUUUUGGAUGCAAAGGGCGAUCGCAUUGAGAACGGCAGCACAGUGGGACCAAUGCAGGAACGGCAGUCACUGAAAGCAACAUGCACUGUGAGAAAUACACGGCCUCAGCCGGAAGUAGGAUGGUUCCGUGGAAACAAGCGACUGACAACGUAUUCUCCAACCCAUGAUUUAAAUGAUGGACUUUAUACUUCAACUCUCGAGUUGGAUUGGACAUUAUCGCGAGAAGAUCUUGCUCAAGAUAUUGAGUGCCGUGUAAAAUCUGCAGCCAUAUCAAAUACGAUUGUUACAACUUUUGACGUGGACUUGCAAGUGCGUCCAACCGGUAUUGAGAUUAAUGGAGUGAAACAUCAUACCGUUCAGGGCAGUAAAGUUGUUUUGACAUGUGAUAUUCACGGAGCUCGCCCAGCUGUUAAUCUCACUUGGUAUAAUUCAACAUCAAUAAUAAGUCCUGAUGAAAACGAACUAACAGAGAUUAGAAUUAAAGCGUUUGAAAAGAAUGAUGGAACCUAUCACACCCAAUCCGAAUUAAUCUUUAAUGCUACGCGCUUCGAAAAUGACCGCGUUUUUCGGUGCGAGGCGGAAAAUAUUGUAUUGCAAAUCAAUCGAGAGAAACCAGUCUCAUCCGCCCUUACUUUAGAAGUCUUAUAUCCUCCAGUUGUGAAGGUUAGUCCACCUAAUAUGAUUACUAAUACAAGUGAAAUAGUUCUACUGAAUUGUGAAUAUGUUGCCAAUCCUGCAUCUCUUAUCCAAGUUGAUUGGUAUCGCAAUGAUGAUCUUAUCAACGUUAACGACACGGAUCAUUAUCAGGGUGGCAAUUCAGAAAACGUGGCUCUAGUCAUUAAAUCUACUGAUAAAGAUGACAUCGGAAAUUAUUCUUGUCAAUUAUCAAAUACUAUUGGAAAAGGAAUUCCAGAAGAGAAAAUUUAUCUUGACGUGCAGUUUGUUCCGAGCGUAGAGGUGCAAAUGAUACCAGGGGGUCCUGUUAAAGAAAGCGAUGAAUCAAACGUCACACUUUACUGCAAUAUAUUAGAUGCGAAUCCCCCUGUUCUUACCAAAGUGAGGUGGUACGCUAACUCAACCUUACUAAAGGAGCUUCCAGACUGUGAAGAAACUAGGGAGGAUCUCUGUCACAUAGAUCCAAGUAAACUUUUAUUGGAAAGUAUUGGACGCGGAUUUUUCUAUAACUAUUCUUGUGAGGGGUUUAACGCUGCUGGUUGGGGUCCCCGCAGUGAAGACAAAGAACUUAUUGUACACUACGAGCCUGGACCCGCUACCCUUACCCAUUUUCCAUUAGUCGCUGUUAAAAAAAAAAGUGUUAUAUUCUCAUGUUCCGUCGAUGAUCCCGGUUAUCCAGACUCGAAUAGGUUUGUAACGCAACAAGCCAAACAUAUUAAAAAAAUCACGAAAACACCAUAUCCACCACCAAUUGAUUUUCAUACCGUCCAAGCAUUGCAACCACAGGAAGCCGACAUUGCUUUGGAAGCAUUGCUGCAAAAGCAACAAGAACGGCUCCACAAUAAUGCUUCUCUCCAUCAAGUUCACGAAAUCAAAGAAACGCAUGCUCUAAUUGAUUUCAAUUUAAAUCAAUCCUUUUGUACAUUACUCACGCUCACAACAUACACGUCAAAAUCGCAAAUUUUUACCCUUUAUUCUGACGUUCCGAAAAACUCUGCCUUGUCAUAUUCAUUAUACCGCAAAAUGGGCAAAUUUUUCUUUGAUGCUCAAAUGGUUUCAAAACCCAAUAGAUAUCGUUGGCUUCGUGGAGGUCGUGGUCCUCUGCAGGAUAUAGUAACCAAGGACUGGACAGUGGAGCCAGUUGGACUAGACAGUCGGACCAAUUAUUCAUGCUAUGCAUAUAACGAGGGGGGCAAGGGCGUAAUGGCCACGAUCAAUUUGGAAGUUCACGCACCGCCAUUUUUCAUAAAGAAUCUUGCACCCUACACUGGCAUCCUGCACACCUCGUCUAAUGCCACUUUAACAUGUCGCAUUGAGUGCGUUCCGCGUUGUGACAUACACUGGCAAAAAGAUGGUGUGCAAAUUGAGAAGAAUAAUAGCCGAUACUUUGUUAAAGAAAAGUAUAGGGAGGCAUCUCCUACCACAGGCGAUUUUGAAAGCAUAUUAUCUGUUUUGCACUUCAAUAUGUCAAGUUGGCCACGUAAUAAAUUUGAUAUCGACGCCGACAAUGCGAACUACUCAUGUACCUCAACACCAAACACUGUGGGAGCUGGUAUCAAGAGUGCGACAUAUUUUAGUAUUGAGUAUUCACCAGAUAAUACGACAGUAUCCGAAAACAUUACCUUCGUUCAGGAAGACACCGUUCCAGGACGGGUCAUAUGUAAAGCACGAGCUAAUCCAGAGCCAUCGUAUAAGUGGUUUUUUAAAAACGAAACAAUAGCCAAUGGAAACGCUUUAAUUAUCAACACCGCCAUGAAACGAAGUGAUAAUGGCACUUAUACCUGUUUAGCUUACAACAAGCAUGGCAGUAGCAAAGCAGAAACGGUGAUAAUAGUGCAAUUUGCGCCACACUGCGAAAUUGAGAGACGAGAAAUUGAUGGACAGGACACUUUGAUUUGCACUGCAUUCGGAAAUCCUGAGGAGGCUGACUUUUCAUGGUCAAUAAAAGCUGAGAAUGAAACAGUUGAGUUUUUAGGAAGUGGUGAUAAAAAGGAUUCCUUGGAAAAGAGUUAUUACACAUUACUAGAGGGCUAUGCAAUUGCCAGGACAUUCAGAUGUGUAGCCAACAAUACGGUUGGUUCGGGACCAUUCUGUGAAUUUGAAGUAGCUGUGCGUCCAAGAAAGCAACUGGCUUGGUGGCAACUUUGGGAAAAGACUACACUCAUCGUCCUAAUUGCUGCUAUAUUUGGUUUGUUGCUGAUCGUCAUUAUAAUUUGUUGCAUUAUUAUAUGCGUGUGUCGUCGCCGUCGGCGCCAGGAUAAAUUACACGACAAGUCAUCUUCACUGGGGGAACCAUUGACGGAACCUGGAGAGUAUGAGAAUCUUCCGUUUCAUGGUCUGCAAACGGCACCUAAUAAGUUUUCUACUACCCCUACAAAUUUUAAUAACAACACAAAUGUGGAGCACAUCAUUUCACGAUCUGAGAGAUUAAAUGGAGAUAUCAGUAAGCUACCUGUCCUCCAUCAGCAACCUCAACCGACAACUCUGCAUCACUUGAGAUACGCUAAUCCUUUAUCGGAUCAUGAAGUUGAAAAAAAAAUUAGUUCGCAAUACAUCAUGCACCGUCUACCUACUACUUAUCAACAUAAUAAAGGCUUUAUUGAACAAGCUUCCACAUAUAAUGAUCUACAAAGCAAUACAUUGUCAAAGAAUUACCCUGACUAUUUCCACCGUGACCAACCUAAAACUAAGAACACUCAUAUAUCAGAUGAUGCAACUCAAAAAAUCAACACUAACUCUUCAUCAGGUGUUCAAUUAAGUAAUGAAAUAUCAGCCGGCCAGGAAUAUCAGCCGGCCUAUGCUAUAGCAGAGCGGACUUCGCUGCCAACUAAAGUUCCAAAUACUUUGCUACUCAGUACAAAUCCCUUUCUGACUGUAAACAACAGUAACAAAUACAAAAUAGUAGGAGAUGAUUUAGAUAGCACGGUCCGUGGAAAAUCUAUCAACACCACAACACUUAGGGACAACCAAUUUUACUCUUUGAAGUUAUCAAGCGCAACCAAGGUUAAAAACUGCUCUAACGGUUUAACCACGUCCCCCAGCUCUUCAACAAAGUGCAAAAAGAAACAUUCUUAUGCUGGCAUAAGACAUUGUCAUAUGGAAACAAGUAGACAACACAUGCGCCAAUACGUUUACGAGAAUGGGGCAAAUAAUAGUACCUCCAGUCAGGAUGUAGUAAAUAUGGACGGAGAAAAAAACAACCUAAAGUCUAUUCAUAACCUCCCUACUGCGCAACUGCAUGCUCAUCCAAGUGUUAAUGAAGGUGCUGUCCAGCAAAAAAAAAACACCAACCACGCCAUCACCAGAAAAAGAAUGAUGCUUUAAGUGCGGAAAGCUGUGCAGAAUUCCCAUUAAUGGAGCCCGAGUGUAUAAGCAUUUAUCGAAGUGAUUCCGGAA